Terrapene triunguis (Three-toed box turtle) is the source of this 1532-nucleotide messenger RNA. RefSeq names its product acyl-CoA dehydrogenase short/branched chain (gene ACADSB). The transcript has 11 exons. Gene Ontology annotation, cellular component: mitochondrion. Lineage: Eukaryota; Metazoa; Chordata; Testudines; Emydidae. The record is from RefSeq and is a predicted model, not a curated record. Gene Ontology annotation, molecular function: acyl-CoA dehydrogenase activity; flavin adenine dinucleotide binding. Bases 124 to 1416 code for a protein of 430 amino acids.
GCGCGCCGCGUGCAGGCGCAGUCCGCGCACUUUGGCCGUGGCGCUGGGCAGUAGCUGCUGCGAGCCCGAGCCGCGGAGGGGUUCGCCGCGGGCGAAGGGGAGUCGGCAGCCGCAGCAGCGAACAUGGUGGCAGCGGCGCUGUGGCGGAGCUGCGCGAAGCUAAGAAGAAACAUGCCAAUCUACUUGGCUUCUUGGAAGGCUCCUCCUAGUGUCUUUAAAUCAUCCAAAUCAGAAGCUAUGGUAAACCCAGCCAAUGAGGGGGUAGUGUGUGCUCCCCUUGACACACUUACAGAAGAAGAAAUAAUGAUGAAAGAAAUGGUGAAAAAAUUUGCUCAAGACCGAAUUGCACCUUUGGUAAAAACAAUGGAUGCAAAUGCGGAAAUGGAUGAAUCUGUACUGCAAGGACUAUUUGAACAAGGGCUAAUGAGUAUUGAGCUUGGACCAGAGUAUGGAGGAACUGGAUCUUCAUUUUUUUCUACCAUACUGGUGGUAGAGGAAUUAGCCAAGGUUGACCCAGCUGUAGCUCUUCUGUGUGAACUCCAGAACACAAUUACUAAUAAAUUGUUUAUUACAUAUGGAACAGAAGAACAAAAGAGAACUUAUUUGCCCAGACUGGCUAAAGAUUUGACAGGCAGUUUCUGCCUUUCAGAGGUUGGAUCUGGCAGUGAUGCAUUUUCUUUGAAGACUCGUGCUGAUAAGAAGGGAGACUACUAUGUUAUCAAUGGCUCAAAGAUGUGGAUAAGCUUUGCAGAACAGGCAGGAGUGUUUUUCGUGAUGGCAAAUGCAAAUCCUUCUUUGGGAUACAAGGGAAUAACAUGCUUCAUAGUAGAUCGUGGCACAGAGGGCCUACAUGUAGGGAAAAAGGAAGAUAAACUGGGAAUCAGAGCAACUUCUACGUGCCCAGUAACUUUCGAAAAUGUUAAGGUUCCUAAGACCAAUAUCCUGGGACUGCUUGGAGAAGGCUAUAAGUAUGCAAUUGGAACGCUAAAUGUGGGCAGAAUAGGAAUUGCUGCACAGAUGUUGGGAUUGGCACAGGGAUGUUUUGACCACACUAUUCCAUAUGUAAAGGAGAGAGUCCAGUUUGGGAAAAGCAUAUUUGAUUUUCAGGGAAUGCAACAUCAGAUAGCUGAAGUGGCCACCCAGCUGGAAGCUGCAAGGUUGCUGACCUAUAAUGCAGCCCGACUCGUAGAAGCAGGAAGGCCAUUCAGAAAAGAGGCAAGCAUGGCCAAGUAUUAUGCUGCAGAGGUUGCAGCACUGACAACUAGUAAAUGUAUUGAAUGGAUGGGUGGAGUUGGAUUCACAAAAGAUUAUCCAAUUGAAAAAUACUACAGAGACUGCAAAAUUGGUACAAUAUAUGAAGGAACUUCAAAUAUCCAGCUGAGUACAAUUGCAAAAUGCAUAGGUCAAGAAUACUGAAAACCGCAAGGACGUCGUGACUGUUCACACUGAAAUUUAGAAUCAGCACGCCUCAUUGGUGAAAUCAAGGGUUACAUAUUUAUUCCAAAUUGUGUGUUAGUUUAAAAAAAAAAAAC